UAUAAUCCCCUCAGUGGGUGGGUGGAGCCCUCCAGGAAGUGACGUCACGAUUCACCUGCCGCGCGGUGGGCAGAGCUGGGCGAGAGAGAGAGCGAAGUGUUGACGGCUCGGUAUUCGUAUCUAACGUGUCGGGGGAAGCGCUACAGGGCAAGAGGCGUCGGGUGAGGCGGUAGCGCGAGGAGAUGUGGGCGUGGCUUUAGGAUACACCCGGAGUUUAACACUUGCUGACACCGUCCUGCGGCUCCGCUAUGGAUUCCCUCGCUCUCCUCUGGCUCCUGUUAUUCACCCCCGCUUCUACAAGAGCCCUGCGGGUGGAGAUAAAUGAGCCGAAAUUGUUUAUAAUCCCUCAAGGUGAAAAAGUGGUUUUGGAAUGUAAAUUUUCGCUAGAUGCUGCGGACACAGGGACGUUGGAUAUUGAGUGGUCAUUGGUGGCAUCCGAUAGUCAACAAACUGAUCAGCAGAUAAUUACUUUUGCUGGAGACAAAACAUAUACAAUGUACGACGAGCUGAAAGACAGAGUACAAUUUGUCUCCCUUGAUCCUAAAAGCGGAGAUGCCACCAUAGAAAUCAUUAACCUAAAGCAGUCGGACAGUGGACAGUACCAAUGCAAAGUAAAAAAAGUGCCAGGUUUGGGCAGCAGGAGGAUCUCACUGUCCGUUUUGGUUAAACCAGCAAAAACAAGGUGCUUUGUUGAAGGCCCGCAGGAAAUUGGGCGAGAUAUCAGCUUGAAAUGUGAAUCGAACGAGGGGACCCCACCCCUUACAUACACGUGGCAGAAGCUCAGCGGGCAAGGCAAGAACACUCCAGCCAUACCACCAGAUGCAACAACUGGAGUUCUGCCAAUAAAAAAUGCCUCUCAGGAAUACAGUGGCACCUACAGGUGCUUGUCUCACAACAGAGUCGGAAGUGAUGAGUGUCUCCUUGUACUUAAUGUUGCUCCCCCUUCAAAUGUGGCUGGAAAAAUUGCCGGUGCUGUAAUAGGAACAUUACUUGGCCUUAUACUUCUGGCCCUCAUCAUAUUUUGCUGCUGCAGAAAGCAAAAAGAGAAGAAAUAUGAAAAAGAAGAACAGCAUGAGAUCAGAGAGGAUGUUGCCCCCCCCAAAAGCCGAAAUUCCACCGCUCGAAGUUAUAUUGGGAGUAACCAGUCGUCUCUUGGCUCUCUGUCUCCCUCAAACAUGGAGGCCUACUCCAAAGCUCAGUACAAUAAAAUACCUAGUGAAGAGUUUGAUCGCCCCCCAAGCCAAGCACCAAACUCCGUUCCUUCCAAGGACUCUCCAAACCUUUCUCUGAAGUCUGGAACCCCUGAUUUAACAAGACAUGAGACAGAAGACCUUUCCUCCCCAAAGACUGCCCUCCUGCUGUUUAAUGUGGUGGAGAGUUACAACAGGGAUGUCAAAACGUUGGCCUUCCAACUCCUAGUGUGCAGGUUCUCCUUAUCCCAAGACUUUCACAGGAAUGUAAACAUACCACCAAGGCCGUGCCUACUUUUUUCUAUCCAAGGUGCUUUAACGUGAAGGCACAGUCUUCAGGAACAUCUUCUGCUCAUCCUUACUCCACAGUUACCAGCUUUCUUGGCUGCCCAGCCUCAUAUCCAGGUCAGAGUAAGUGGAAUUCACAUUCUUGUGGUUACAAUAAUGGAAAAGUGGUUUCCUGGCACAAACCCAAAGGUGUUGCCCAAAUAUGAUGGUGGACUCUCGUCAAGUUUCUCCAUUCUUUGAGCUUGGCAUAACCAAAAAUGAACUGGACAAGAAAUGCCACCAUUGUAAUAUUGUUCUGAAAGCAUGUUAUUUUGUAAAACCUGUUUAUAAUAUUUAUAAUUGGGGUACACCAAUAUAUAUGGUGGUACAGAUGUGUACUGCUUGUAAAACAUGUGUUCUUUCUGUUUAAUGCCUGGAAUGAGUUGUCUGAAUUGCAUGCACUUUGCAUUGGGAAUUAAAGGACCAGUAACAUCAACAAAAAUUUGUCCGUAUAGAACAGAAAAAAAACCACAAGGACAAAUAAAACUUUUAAAUCACUAAGGGGGAAUGUAAUUUUUUUUUUUUUUUUUGUUCUAUACUAAUGUUUUUUUUUUAUUUAUUUUUUUUUAAAGUUUGUUACUGAUCCUUUAAUUAUUUGGAUAGGUCUUAGUGCUUGGUGCACCUCAACCGCAGCACCCAACACGAACACCUGUCGAAAAUGAAUUAUUUUGGCGCAUCUCUUUUGCAUAAAUGUGUCCAUUUGUUAACAUGUUUCUGACCAUCAGGAAAACAGGAAAAAGAUAUAUAAAAUCUAGAGACCCUUCUGAAUCUGCCAGUUUGAUCCUGAAUAAAUCUUUUCCCAUGGACAUGCCUCUGCUGACUUUCCAAAGCAAAUCUGUAAAUAAACAAUGAUAUAUCUUAUAAUAACUGUAAUUAUUUGCAUAGCAAUUUCACCAACAAAUCCAUAUCUGUCUCUUAAUGUACAGGCUCCCGUUACCUAUCAGCACAAGCCUUUAAUUUACCCUCGUAGCUCAAAAUGUCUUGUUUGUUUAUAGGGUUCUCUCCAGUUCCCCAGAUGAGUAACGGAAGUGUCUAUUUAUUAUCAUACAUGUACACUAAGGGCUUUCAGACUUUUUUGUGAAAUCUGUACUUUUUAAAAUAAAUAUAAUUGGAGAAA
This is a messenger RNA of Xenopus laevis (African clawed frog), 2634 nucleotides long. It is a transcript of the gene cxadr.S, whose product is annotated as CXADR, Ig-like cell adhesion molecule S homeolog. The transcript is spliced from 9 exons. Lineage: Eukaryota; Metazoa; Chordata; Amphibia; Anura; Pipidae. Gene Ontology annotation, biological process: homotypic cell-cell adhesion. Gene Ontology annotation, cellular component: bicellular tight junction; basolateral plasma membrane; adherens junction. Bases 249 to 1514 code for a protein of 421 amino acids. Gene Ontology annotation, molecular function: cell adhesion molecule binding. The record is from RefSeq and is a predicted model, not a curated record.